Molecule: messenger RNA, 7090 nt
Organism: Spirometra erinaceieuropaei
Lineage: Eukaryota; Metazoa; Platyhelminthes; Cestoda; Diphyllobothriidea; Diphyllobothriidae
Source: the annotation of a GenBank genome assembly
AUGCGCUCCGACACCUGGCACAGCUGGUCUACCACAUGGGUAAGAGCACUUCAUCGAACCGAAGUCCAUCAGUGCCCCGCCACCUGCCAUUCUCUGUCGCUGCGAAUCGGAUAUUUAUUCACCCAGGAAUGGGCACCCAGGAAUGGCUGGUGUUCAGGGUUAUGAUUAGCUGAAUGAAGGCAAACGCCCGAAAUAGUGCUGUAUCAAUCUACCCCCCUCCCCCCCAGACUCUGACUUCUCCCCUGCUAUCAUAGAUUGGCCGACUUCGGCCUGGUAGGCGGUUGCUCUGGAAGCAAACGGAUCGAUGUGCGCCCAUCCCUGACUGAAAAAAAUACCCGACCUGCAGCGACAGGGAAUGGCAGGUGUCAAGGCACUGAUGAACUUCGAUUCGAUGAAGUGCUUAUGACCCAUCUGGUAGACCCCAGUGACAAGGGAGACUGGGAUGGCCAUUUCUGGCUUAUUAACCGUCGUCAGCCAGUCAUACCCAACCCCGAAGUGUGGAACACCCGAGGCUCGAACUGGCGACCUGUUUAUUAGAAGUCCACGUCUCUAACCUUGUCAUCGUCGGUAAUACCCUUCUGCCUAUAUCAUGCGCCGCUGUGCGGCUGCUGGUUGGGCUCGAGAGAGAGCCCGUAAGGUACAACGGAACGAGUGAAAUCCGUAAAAACGAUCGGUGAGCGCCCCCUACCAUUAUAUAUAGUAUAUACCAUUAUAUAUAUAUAUAUAUAUAUAUAUAUAUAUAUAUAUAUAUGCUGGAAAACGGGCAUCCCAAGAAAUUUAAUUGAAAAUAAGUAAGAUUCUUUGGGAAGGGAAUAAACUUUAAUGAGUAAAUUUUCGAGUCUGGAUCCCCAGCUCGUCGUCAGACUUUUGGGGACGAGAUCAUUUAUCCCAGGUGGCUAUGCACACACUGGACACUGGACACAAAUUUGCAUGGGAGAACACCCACAUUGUUGGCGCCUGCCCAAUAAGGAAAGGCCGCGAAUUCCUGGAAGCAAUGCACUCAGAUGAGGCAUGCAUCAAUCGGCAUAUCGAUUUAGAUGCCACAUACAAAUUUCUCAAGGACAAAUGGAGGCGAGCGCAGCCAAUGCCGAAGGGAUGACGAAAUCGUUGACGCGCAUUGGCGCAGACUUCGGCCAACCAUAGAAUCACUUGUUUGACACGGUUAAAUAGUUAACUGUUUUUGUACAUUGCCCAAAAGUCUGACGACGAGCUGGGGAUCCAGACUCGAAAAUUUACUCAUUAAAGUUUAUUCCCUUCCCAAAGAAUCUUACUUAUUUUCAAUAUAUAUAUAUAUAUAUAUAUAUAUAUAUAUAUAUAUAUUAUGACAGUGGGCGCACGCCGAUCAGGUGACGGAACAUGCUCGUUCCGUUGUGCCUUGGGGCUCAUACGUAAACCCUCGCAGGCAGUCGCACAGCGACUAAUAGUAGACAUAGAUGAGAUGGAGCCGACAAAGACAAGGGAGCAGCUCGCUAAGAGUGCAACAGGCCAGACGCAGACAGCUGUUUCACGGUCGUUACCGAUCAUCAGUACGUCAUAUGCCUUAUGAAGUGAGGUAUAUAAGCAUGUCAAGUGGGCGUUUGACCCUCACUGUUGUGGCUAGGAUCUCAUUCGAUCCCGCCAGCUUGCUACUGGCGACAACGAACGCUGUGUCAGAGGACACAUACCACAUAUAAUACAUGAGCAGCUCGCUAAGAGUGCAACAGGCCAGAGGCAGACAGCUGUUUCACGCCUAAAUUCUGGCUUGCACUGCUAUACAUUUACGCCGUCUCUAAGACAGUUACCCGCCUCCAAGGAAUGGCUCGAGAGAGAGUCCAUAAGGCACAACGGAACGAGUGAGUUCCGUAUGAACGAUCGGUGGGGUGUAGGGGUGUCAGCGGUGGGUUCACGUGAAGGUCGUAGUGGUCGCUCACUUGCUUGCAGGUGAGACUACGCCUAGCGUCCACUUGCUGGCACUCAACUCUCACCUGUGGCUCCACGUAGCUGGGCUCUGCUCAGCGGCCACACCCCGGGCAACCGUCUCGACCGGCGGGCUAAACCAGGUGAGGGCGGUUACUCCCUGUGCGCGUUGUGCCGCGUGCACAGGUGACUGCGGACUCCGUGGACGGUUGGUCGGAUGGAACACCGCGUCGGCGCCGUCGUGACGAGGCUCUGUCUGACACACCGGUUGGUGGUGGAACGUCGCAUCGGCAUCGUCUAGACGAGGCUCCGCCUGGUACGCCGUUGAUCAGCCGGUGGGAUGGAUCUCCGAAUUGGCACCGUCGACACGCGCCCAUCUGGUGCACCGUAGGAGACCGCAGGCUUGCGGCAAUGCCGUAAGCCAUUGGCAAAUUCGAGUCGUUCUUCCACUGCCAAAAAAACUCGUGGCCCACAGUGGAGUUCGGCCGCGCCGGCACAUCAAGCAGCCCCUAUUCAGGGGUCAGGGCACUGCUUCCUUCGGGGGGGCCUGGAAAAGCUGGCCUAAAAAUUGCUGGGGAACCACGUCGUCUGCUGGCGCACCGUGGUCGCAGACGCAAAACUCACGGUCGAAACAAUCAAACUCGAAACAACAACAACAACAACCAUACUCAUUCUCCUCAUCCUACCUCUUCUACCUCUACCUCCGUCUAUUCUUCUGCCUAUUCUUCUCCUUCGUCAUCUUCUUCUCCACCUCCUUCCCAUCGCCCCACUCGUUUUCCCCAGACUGACAGGGUGAGCCCGCUCACUCUGGCAGCGUGGAAUGUUCGUUCCCUUUUAGACAAUCCGAGGAGCAACCGACCGGAACGGUGGACGGCGCUAGUGGCACGAGAACUGGCGCGCUACAAGGUGGACAUCGCCGCACUCAGCGAGACCCGAUUCUCCGAACAAGGCCAACUGGAGGAGGUGGGUGCCGGUUACACCUUCUUCUGGAGUGGUCGACCCAGGGCAGAGCGACGAGACGCGGGCGUCGCCUUCGCCAUCCGGACCGACAUCGUUGGACGACUGCCCUGUUUGCCGCAGGGCAUCAACGAUCGCCUGAUGAGCCUCCGCCUGCCUCUCUGGGGAGGCAAAUUUGCCACCAUCAUCAGCGCCUACGCUUCGACGAUGACCAACCCCGACGCCGUCAGAGACAAAUUCUACGAGGACCUGCACGCCCUCUUGGCGACUGUGUCGAAGGCGGACAAGUUGAUUGUCCUUGGUGACUUCAACGCCCGCGUCGGCACAGACCAUACUGCCUGGAGGGGAGUGCUGGGUCCCAACGGUCUCCGCGGCUCCAACGACAACGGCCUGCUUCUCCUCCGCACCUGCGCAGAACACCGCCUCACCCUGACGAAUACCUUCUUCUGUCUGCCGGAGCAAGAGAAGGCCACUUGGAGGCAUCCUCGGUCGCGUCAGUGGCACCUGCUGGACUACGUCCUCGUCCGGAGGCGAGAUCAGCGAGACGUGCUGGUGACGAAGGCGAUCGCGGGUGCUGACGGGUGGACCGACCAUCGCCUCGUCAUCUCGAAGAUGCGUAUUCGCCUACAGCCUCGCAGGAGACCACAAGGUAAGCGACCCCCAGGUAAGCUGAAUGUUGCUUUGUUGUCUUUGUCUGCUCACCGUCUCCAUUUCAGCAAUGAGCUAGCUCAACGGCUAGACAACCUUCCUAUCGCUGCCGCCGCCGACGACGCCGCCGCCGCUGCCGAGAACGCCUCCGUGGAGAACCGCUGGUGUCAACUGCGAGACACGGUCCAGUCGACGGCGCUCGCCGUCCUCGGCCGCGCUCCCCGCCAACACCAGGACUGGUUCGACGACAACGACGCUGCCAUCAGAAAUCUGCUUGCCGAGAAGAACCGCCUACACAAAGCCUACGUAGAGCACCCAACUGAGGGCAACAAAGCUGCCUUCUACCACAGUCGCCGACAGCUUCAGCAACGACUGCGCGAGAUGCAGGACGCCUGGACUGCUCGCAAAGCUGAGGAGAUCCAAGGCUACGCGGACCGCAACGAAUGGAAGAACUUCUACUCCGCGAUCAAAGCUGUCUACGGUCCGCCGACGAAGGGCACUGCUCCUCUCCUCAGCGCCGACGGCAGCACUCUCCUGACUGAGAAGACGCAAAUCCUGCAGCGAUGGGCCGAGCACUUCCGAGGCGUCCUCAACCGCGCUUCCGUCAUCUCCGAAGCCGCCAUCGCCCGCUUGCCGCAAGUGGCGACCAACGCGGACCUCGACCUCCCGCCAUCUCUCCAGGAAACGACCAGGGCCGUGCAGCAGCUCUCCAGCGGGAAAGCACCCGGAUCGGACGCAAUCCCUGCUGAGGUCUACAAGCACGGUGGUCCCCUACUGAUGGAUCACCUGACUGCGCUCUUCCAAGAGAUGUGGCGUCAAGGUGAAGUCCCGCAAGAUUUCAAGGACGCAACUAUCGUGCACCUACACAAGCGCAAAGGGAAUCGCCAAGUCUGCGACAACCACCGCGGCAUCCUCCUACUGAACAUCGCCGGGAAGAUCUUCGCUCGCAUCCUUCUCAACCGCCUCAAUAACCACCUGGAACAGGGCCUUCUGCCAGAAAGCCAGUGCGGCUUCCGUCGUCAUCGUGGGACCACGGAUAUGAUCUUCGCCGCCCGCCAACUUCAGGAGAAGUGUCAGGAGAUGCGGACCCACCUGUACUCUACCUUCGUGGACCUGACGAAAGCCUUCGACACGGUGAAUCAUGAAGGACUGUGGAAGAUCACGCAGAAAUUCGGCUGUCCGGAGCGAUUCACUCAGAUGGUGCGUCAGCUGCACGACGGUAUGAUGGCGCGAGUCACGGACAACGGAGCUGUCUCAGAGGCAUUCGCAGUGACCAACGGAGUGAAGCAGGGCUGUGUGCUGGCGCCUACCCUCUUCAGUCUCAUGUUCUCUGCCAUGCUGAUGGACGCCUACCGCGACGAACGCCCUGGAAUCCGCAUCGCCUAUAGAACGGACGGUCAUCUCCUGAAUCGCCGGCGCAUGAACUUCCAAUCGCGUGUAUCCACAGCCACCGUGCACGAACUCCUCUUCGCCGACGACUGCGCCCUGAACACCACCUCAGAAGUGGAGAUGCAACGGAGCAUGGACCUAUUCUCCGCCGCCUGCGAGAACUUUGGGCUGGUUAUCAACACGCAGAAGACGGUGGUGAUGCAUCAGCCGCCUCCCAGCUCAGCCACAGCCCCCAACGCGCCGCCGCAAAUCAACGUGAAUGGGACUCAACUGCAAGUGGUAGAGAACUUCCCGUACCUGGGCAGCACGCUCUCCCGCAACACCAAGAUCGACGACGAAGUCGCCAACAGGAUCUCGAAAGCCAGUCAAGCCUUCGGUCGCCUCCAAAGCACAGUUUGGAAUCGUCAUGGUCUCCAACUGAGCACAAAGCUGAAGAUGUACAAGGCCGUCAUCCUGCCGACGCUACUGUACGGAGCGGAAACCUGGACGUUGUACACGAGGCAGGCACGUCGACUAAACCACUUCCACCUCAGCUGUCUCCGCCGCAUCCUGAGGCUGAACUGGCAGGACCGCAUCCCCGACACCGAAGUGCUGGAACGGACGGGAAUUCUGAGCAUCUACUUCAUGUUGAGACAAAUGCAGCUGCGCUGGAGCGGCCAUCUGGUGCGCAUGGACGACGAGCGACUACCCAAGCGACUCUUCUACGGAGACGUCGCGAGGGGUUCUCGUCGUCAAGGAGGCCAAAUUCGCCGUUACAAAGAUACUCUGAAGUCCUCCCUGAAGCGCCUGCACAUCAACCCGACCAACUGGGAAGAGCUCGCCCGCGAUCGUCCGACAUGUAGGAGAACAGUGAAGACGGGCGCUGCCAUCUACGAAGCCAACCGCAUCGCCGCCGCCAAAGUGAAACGCGAAGUCCGCAAAUCACAACUUCGCCCAAUACGCAACGCCGCCGCACAACCUCUCCCUACGUGUCCUCGAUGUCAACGGACAUUCCGGGCACGAAUCGGACUUGUUGGACAUCUUCGAACCAACUGCACCUCUCGAACUGCUCCAGCCAUCGUCCCCCCGCCCGCCUCUUCCUCGUCCUCUCUUCCGCCAACUAACUCUGACACUCCUUCUGCACCACCACUUCCAUCCUCCUCCUUCUCCUCCACUGCCCCAGCGGUGGCCGUUCAGGCUGCCGUCUCACACAUCGCCAACCACGACACAGCAACCGCAACCACCCCCACCUGCCCUCACUGCGACCGCACCUUCACCUCACACAACGGUCUGGUCGGUCACUUGCGAAUCCAUCGCACAGAGACUGGUGAACCAGUGCCUGGAGCACCAACCUACACCCACCGCACUCGCCUCCACUGCCCUCGCACCUUCCGGCAUCGCAUGGGCCUAUUCGGCCACAUGCGCAUCCACGAGAGCGGAAUUGACCGCAGCCUUGACACACCCACCCCGCCGAGCCCCACUCCCAAUCCAUCACCUUGUGCACCCACUAACCACUCCCCAGCCGACAUCGACGCCACCGACCUUACCACCCCUCACUCCCCCCCUUCCUCCUUCACUGCCACAACGACGGCCACUCCGGCGUCUGUAGCGCACGACUUCACCACAGCCGCACCUGACACAACAACAGGCACAAUCCCUGCAACCUCCAUCAACAGAUGUGAGGGCCCGGACUACAUCUGCCCUCACUGCGAUCGCACCUUCACGCAUCGGCCUGGUCGGUCACUUGCGAAUCCAUCGCACAGAGUCUGGCGAACCAGUGCCUGGAGCACCAACCUACACUCACCGCACUCGCCUCCACUGCCCUCGCACCUUCACGCAUCGCAUGGGUCUAUUCGGCCACAUGCGCAUCCACGAGAGCGGCAUUGACCGCAAUUCCGAUACAGCCACGACAUCCAACACGCCCAGACCCAUCCUCGCCCCACCGUCACACGCGCCGACCACCACCACCGCCACCACCAACACCACUGCUUCCUCUACAGCUGACACCGACACCGCCGACCUCUCAUGCCCACAUUGUCCACGCACCUUCACCUCACGCAUCGGCCCGGUCGGUCACUUGCGAAUCCAUCGCACAGAGACUGGCGAACCAGUGCCUGGAGCACCAACCUACACCCACCGCACUCGACUCCACUGCCCUCGCACCUUCACGCAUCGCAUGGGUCUAUUCGGCCACAUGCGCAUCCACAACGACCUGCGGUAG